AGUGGACCAAGUUACGUUACGUUACGUUACGUUACGUUACGUUACGUUACGUUACGUUAGUCGAUCACGAAACAUCGAUCUGUGAAUUAGGUUUUACGCGUUGAUCGGUUCGAGCGACAGGUGAAAUCUCUGGGGGCGGUAAAGUCUAGAGAAGGUGAAGGGCCAAGAGGAACGUGAAGUGGCUCGAGUUGUACAUCGUAUGAAGGGAACGCAACAGAUCGUUCGAUCGAUCGUAUCGAAGCGAUUAACAGAUCGAUAUCGAAUCGAGUCGUGUCGAUCGUUGGUGGAUCGUUGCGGCUGAUCCUUCUGAAUCUUGCAAAUCUUGAAUCACCGAACUGCCAAAUGAAGGCACGUAAGAGCCGGGAGAAACGUAAGUCCAUGAUUAGUACAGACGGACUGUAGUGACGCUCGAGUUUCCUCUCUGGGUAACGAGAUAAAUCGGGAAAUCGAGAAAUCGUCAAGCCAAUCGAUACUCGAUACGCCGUGGAAAGAGAUCCUACUUGAGACGAAGGGAGCGAGACAACCCCCAGGCCUCGGAACGAUCUCCCUCUUUAUCGCGCGUUCGUCGCGACGUAGCGCACCGCGUCGCAUGUGUCACUGCUAACGGCUGCGAAAAAUGCAACGGCAAGAGGGCGAGCUUGAAGAACUCGGGGGCGUUUUAGGGGGUUCUACUGGCGGUGCACUUGCCCUCGGCGGUCGACACAAGCCGGAGGAGCUCGCUACCCUAGCGGCUAAUACCAGAUUCUCCAGGAAGGAGAUACAGCUGAUUUAUCGCGGAUUCAAACAGGAAUGCCCCACCGGUCUCGUCGACGAGGAGGCUUUCAAGCAGAUUUUCUCCCAGUUCUUCCCGCAAGGAGACGCCAGCCAGUACGCUCACUACGUCUUCAACACCAUGAAGAGAAAACCAUCGGGAAAAAUAAGUUUCGAGGAAUUUCUAACCAUCUUGUCGAAAGUAUCCAGAGGCUCGGUGGAGGAGAAACUCCAGUGGGUGUUUGGGCUGUACGAUUUAGACGGGGAUGGCCUGAUCAGCAAAGAGGAGAUGUUAGAUGUGGUCGGUUCCAUUUACGAGAUGUUGGGCCGUUACACUCAGCCACAAAUAGUUGAGCCGCACUUGGCUGCUCGGGAACACGUCGAUCGUAUUUUUCACUUAAUAGACGCGAACAAAGACGGCGUGGUGACAAUCGAGGAAUUGGUCCAAUGGUGUUCCAAGGACGAGCAACUGUUACGAAGUCUCGACACGCUCGACACCGUCUUAUGAGAUCUUUACGAUUAUUUUAUACUUUUAAUUCGCGUGCUAACAUUUCCAAUCCAACUAUUAGAUAUUCGAAUAAGCUCCGCGUAUAUUUUCCAAAAAGAUUUCGUCAACCUCGAUAGUAUCGAAAUAUUUAAGUAAUCGCUCGUUUCUUAUACAUACUUACAUAUGUAUACGAUACACGACGCAACACGAACGAAUCGAUCCAAGCUCGUCGAACCUUGUUUGUAAAUAUGUAUCUACUUAUCUACCAUACCUACCCAGUCUUUCGAGCGUGCCAUCGAGAGCGCGAUAACAAAUUAACAGUAUUACAUAAUAUCUAUUAUUAUUAAUUUAUCGCGCAGAUUGUUUGUUCUCGUCGCCUCGAGUAAGUACAUACUUGCGCGAUACUCUUUGCGACGAUACUUUGUAAAUAUCAUAAACGAGGAAAUUUUGAUAAAUGCGUUCGAUAACGAGGAGGUAAAUUCUUACCUUCCAUUACCUGUACUCGAUUAUCACGAAAAGUCGAAAACGCCAAAUAGAGAUCACCUGACUCUGUAUUCGAACGCGUUUCAACGCAUUUCUCCAAUUCUAGUUACGGUUACUUGAGCCAACCGAAUCAUCUUCAGCGAAUUCGCUUCUGUUAUAGGUUUCUUCCGAAUCCCUUUCAACUCCAGUUCUUAAAAAAUAUACAAAACUCGAGUCUUGUACCUUCUUUGUAUUUAAGGAUCCACUGCUGUUCAUCGUCCGUGUCGAAACGUUUGCUGAAACAAAUUCCAUAUUGCAUCUGUUAUUCACAAAUAAUACAGAAUACAAGAAUAUUAAAGCAACUUGAUAGAAAGAAAAAUAAAUAAAUCAAUCUUAUCCUUCUGUUUCGAUCUUUCGACGCCAGGCAUGUGCGAAUGAUAUUCGACGAUCGUUUCAAACUUAUCUUUUACGUAUGUGUAUAGAUACUUGAAAUCGAUACUUGUUCGAUACUUAAAAAUUAUACCGUACACGCAUGUCCAAAAAUAUCACAGGAAAACAAUACAAUUGAUUCGAUUCGAUUCGAAUGAGUUGCACAACAUUUCAAGGUGUCUUCGCAUAUGCCUGCAAAAUCGACUACUUAUAGAAUUAACCAUGUCUUCGACUACUCGAUUACGAUGGAAAAACUAUAUUUAGUAACUCGAUAAUCUAAUAGUAUCGUAGUAUCCUCGACCAACUAAGAGAAACGUGGUCCUUUGUGAUCAACGCCUCGUGUGAUUCUCGUACCUUACUAUACUACAAUAUUUAUUGUUACAUACAUAUUAUACUAUCGCGGAAACUUUACUGUUAUCGAUUCAAUCGUUAUUAAUCGCAUUGUCUGACAUCUACAAUCUUGUUAUAAAAUAAUCACACUUAUGUAGAAAAUAUUAGCGUGCAAUCGAGAUAUUAUAAAGCGUUAUUUUACGUGUACAAUAUCAUCGAAUUUAUUAAAUUUCUCAAAUUUACUGUAAAUUCUCGAUUACAUACAAAGUGAAACAUUUAAAACAUAUCACAUCCGAAUAACUCGUUAAAUUUAGUUUUAAACAUAGAGGCAAAUGUUUCGAGUAAAAGUUGUUUAGUUUUACGGAAGACAUACCUAACCAAAACUUUACAACUUUAGUAUACCGAUACAGCCACUAGUCUUUAUGCGAGCAUGCUACGUCCCCAAUGCCGUAUAAUUCAAAUGUGAUAUGUGACAUCGGAAUGUUCCGAUCUAGUUGCAAACGUAAAAACCAUCAUUCGACGAUUUUUCAUUUGAUCGCUCUGGUAAUGUACAACUCCGAUCAAACAUAUUUGGUGUGAAUAAAUAAUGUUUCUUUGAUAUAACUUCCAUCACA
This is a messenger RNA of Hylaeus volcanicus, 3072 nucleotides long. RefSeq names its product Kv channel-interacting protein 2-like. NCBI's taxonomy places the organism in Eukaryota, Metazoa, Arthropoda, Insecta, Hymenoptera, Colletidae. Gene Ontology annotation, molecular function: calcium ion binding. Bases 617 to 1258 code for a protein of 213 amino acids. The record is from RefSeq and is a predicted model, not a curated record. The transcript has 5 exons.